AUGGAGUCCAUCUACGGGCUUCAGCCAGUGGCUGUUCCUGUCACUGUAGAUGCUCUCUUCAAAGCCUGGUCUCGAGAUGAAUACCUGAGACGCCUUAUUGACCAGCUGCUAUCCGCCCAAGACAGUCCAGAAGCCCUGACAAGUGUCCAAGGGAAGGCCAUUCUCGAACAGAGAAUCAAGAGCUUUGACUCAAAACCCGAAGUCGCAAAUGAGAUCUCCAGAGUGAUAAGUGGGGUCGAUGAGGUCAAGUCUCCCCCUCCCAGGCCUUCACUGCGUUCUCUGAGACAGACUCUGUUGGAAGAGGUCUUUGACACCCAAGAGGAAGAUGUCCUUUAG
Messenger RNA from Thyridium curvatum, 336 nucleotides. RefSeq lists its product as uncharacterized. Bases 1 to 336 code for a protein of 111 amino acids. The record is from RefSeq and is a predicted model, not a curated record. The transcript has 2 exons. NCBI's taxonomy places the organism in Eukaryota, Fungi, Ascomycota, Sordariomycetes, Thyridiales, Thyridiaceae.